AUGCCCGCCGCAGGUGAUACCGUGUCGAGUGUAUUUUGCAAACUCUGCUGGAAAGGAUUCCGCGACAUAGAAAAACACAACAAAACCAAAAUCCAUCUAAAGGGACACGAAGUGAGAUGCAACCGAUGUGUCAGCGAACGGUGGUUUUCUAGUAAAAGCGCGCGGAAGCGUCACAUGGCUUCAAACACCUGCUCUGAGAUUGAUGAGUACCGCUGUUGCGAUUGUGACAUCAGCUUCCCAACCGCAAAGCUCCUUUCGAGGCACAAGGGAGACAUAACAAUCCAUCCACCCCGAGCGGUCCCAGCACACGUCGAACACAACGGCGAUAUAGAAGAGCUCUCGAAAUAUCUGAGCACUGUGACGCUCACCCCGCAUACCGGACCAACGACAUGCCCAGGAAUUGGCUGCAAAAAGUCGUUUUCAAAGUCCUAUGCAAUGCUCACUCACAUCGAAAGCGGGUUUUGCCGUUCAAAGAUCAACCGAGAGCUUAUUGACAAUAUAAUCAUCGCGAACGACCCCACAAAUAUCAUCACAAACCGGGUUGCAGUUGAGGAACGAGCCCAGGACAGAAUCUCCCUCGCCUCCUCCGAGUACUCGGACUCGAUAAAUGGCAGCGGGCUCUUUACGCCUAGUGAUGUGGACAGCAAAUUUGAGGAGUUUGAUAGCGAUACCUUGACGGAUGAUAGUAGGAGUGAGGGAACUAUCGUGCCUCAUAAUCGCUCUAGAGCCUUGGGUCCGGGUUCGGAUUCGGAUUCGGACUCCGACUCCGACUCCGACUCGGACGAGGGGUACCGUUUAGUGCCUAGAGUCGAUGCGCAGCGUCAUGGGCAUCUUAAUACACCAAGUGACUCUGGGGAGAGUGAUGUAUAUAUUCCCAAGCCCAGAACCUCUGUGCAGUCCCAUGGACACCAUUUCAUGUCUUCGGAUGAUGGCGAGAGUGGCAGUUACCUGCAAACCCCCAGUGACUCUGAUGACGGUGUUUACUUAACUCCUAGUGACUCUGAAGACGGUGUUUACUUGACGCCCAGUGACUCCGAGAGCGGUGUUCACCUUACAUCUUCCGACUCUGAACUAUCUGAAGAGGCCAUCAACCAGAUGCUCUCCCUCAGCGGCGGCUCCGUAGUAUUUACACUAUCCACUGACAGCAUCGUCAGCCUGCCGCAGCCAACAAGCAUCAAGUGCCCCCUCUGCCCCGCCACCAGGGCAAAACAGUUUGCGAAUCACGAGGGGCUACACACCCAUCUUCGGUCGUCGGUUCAUCAACCGAAAAUCUACCAUUGUCCGUUUCCAGAUACCCCUGCCAACGAUGCCACUGGUGGCGGUGGCGGUGGUAAGGCGGGCCGGAGAAAGAAGGGGGAGAAGAGGCAGGGGAUGAAGAGCUUUUCGGCGUUGAGCGCGUUGGGGCAGCAUGUGGAUUCGGGGUCGUGUAAAAACGGGCAGGAUAGGUUUGAGGCCACGGUGGCGUUCUUGCAUGAGAAGUUGAAGGAGAUGGGGAUGGCGGAUGUCUGA
Messenger RNA from Morchella sextelata, 1509 nucleotides. RefSeq lists its product as uncharacterized. The transcript has a single exon. NCBI's taxonomy places the organism in Eukaryota, Fungi, Ascomycota, Pezizomycetes, Pezizales, Morchellaceae. The coding region runs from base 1 to 1509 and encodes 502 amino acids. The record is from RefSeq and is a predicted model, not a curated record.